AUGAGCAAAGACUCCUCCGCAACAUACAUCCACAUGCACCACCCACGUCUAGCCGACUCCUUCGAAGAAUUCACACGACCAUACGCAUCAAUCACAAACCCCCAAUCCACCAGCCCCCAAAUGUCAAGCAGCAACCCGACCGGCGCCUCGAACGUCGUAACGUACGGCUCCACAACCCAAACGAACCUCUCCUCCUUCCUCCCAGUCGAAGACAUCUACGUCGCGCCGCAGCACCAGCCCACAAACCCCGAAGACGAAGAUGACGUCGUUCCGGACCAGCAUGCGGCGUUUGGAAUCACUCGCGCCAUGGAGCGCAGGCGGGAGGCCGUUUGGCGGGAUCUCGGACUCCAUGAGCUUGUUAGUGGGCAAGGACAUGGUAGUGGUGCGCUUGCGGCGGCUUCUGGGGCUGGGGGUGGUCAGGUUGGAUCGGGGCCUGGGGCGACGCUUCGUGGGAAUGGGGGUGGUGCGGCAUCCGCUGCUAGUGCUGCUGUUAGGGUCCGCGGUGCUGGUAGGAGGAUGGGUGGUCGCAGGAUUGUCUCUUUGCGGUGA
Penicillium argentinense is the source of this 549-nucleotide messenger RNA. RefSeq lists its product as uncharacterized. The transcript is spliced from 2 exons. The coding region runs from base 1 to 549 and encodes 182 amino acids. The record is from RefSeq and is a predicted model, not a curated record. Gene Ontology annotation, cellular component: anaphase-promoting complex. Gene Ontology annotation, biological process: positive regulation of mitotic metaphase/anaphase transition. NCBI's taxonomy places the organism in Eukaryota, Fungi, Ascomycota, Eurotiomycetes, Eurotiales, Aspergillaceae.